AGUCCCCUCUUAGCUGGCUGUUCAAUGAACUGAGCAAACCAAGCUCCUCUGGUCUCUCAGGAGCUGCCACGGCCCCUUGCCAUGGAUGAGGGCAACUGGACAUCCAUCUCUGAGUUUGUACUCCUGGGUCUGUCCAAAGAGCAGGACCUGCUGAUCAUCGUGGUGCUCCUGGUCACAUAUCUGGUGAGCCUGGCCGGCAACUCCCUGCUGCUGGGGCUGGUGGUGACUGACCCCCAGCUCUGCAGCCCCAUGUAUUUUCUCCUCGGCCACCUGGCUGUGGUGGACAUGAGCUUCACUUCCAUCUCCCUGCCUCAGGCCCUGGUGCACGCUCUGACCCAGCACCGGGCCAUCUCCUUCACCAGCUGCAUGGCCCAGCUCUUCAUGUUCUUCUCUGUGGGCAACAUGGAGAACUACCUGCUGGCUGCCAUGGCCUACGACCGCUACGUGGCCGUCUGCGACCCGCUGCGCUACGCCGCCGUGGUGACACGGUCCCUGUGCCUCAAGAUGGUGGCUGCUUCAUGGGCCGUGGUGAUUCCACACGCCCUGCUGUACACUGUCAUGGCCGCCAAGCUGAGCUACUGCGGCAACCGCCUGCAGCAUUUCUUCUGUGACCUGCCGCCCCUCCUGCUCCUCUCCUGCACCCGGCCCCUCACCAUUGAACUGGUGCUCUCCACUGAGGGUGUCUUGGUGGCACUAGGCCCUUUUGCCUUCAUCCUGGCCUCCUAUGUCCGCAUUGGGGUUGCUGUGGCCCGCCUGCGCUCUGCCCAAGGCCUGCGCAAGGCCCUCUCCACCUGCGGCUCCCACCUGACCAUGGUAUUGCUCACGUUCAGCAUCAUAAUCUGGCUCUAUUUCCGCCCAGACUCCAGUGACACUGAGGGGCACGACCAGCAAGUGUCCUUCUUGGACACUGCGUUGGUGCCCACCCUGAACCCCAUCGUCUACAGUCUUAGAAACAGGGAUGUGGCCGCAGCCCUGAGAAGGGCAGGGAGGAAGGUUCUGGCUUGGGGCAUGUGA
Pelodiscus sinensis (Chinese soft-shelled turtle) is the source of this 1014-nucleotide messenger RNA. RefSeq names its product olfactory receptor 1f45-like. Gene Ontology annotation, cellular component: membrane. Gene Ontology annotation, biological process: G protein-coupled receptor signaling pathway. Gene Ontology annotation, molecular function: olfactory receptor activity; G protein-coupled receptor activity. NCBI's taxonomy places the organism in Eukaryota, Metazoa, Chordata, Testudines, Trionychidae. The record is from RefSeq and is a predicted model, not a curated record.